CUCUGAGCCCUCGCUUUGGUUUCCCUGGCAACCGGCGCGGUCCCGCCGGCGGCGGCUAGGCCGAUGCUCGCCCGGCGGCCGCGGGACCCGCUGCAGGCGCUCAGGCGCCGCGGGCAGGAGCUGAAGCUGCAGGUUGAUAGUUUGGUUACUGAAAGCCAACUAACAGGUGCUCUGGAACCAAGUAAACGGAGAGAUAUUUACCAAAGAUGUAUCCAGUUAAAACAGGCAGUAGAUGAAAAUAAAAAUGCUCUUCAAAAAUUAAACAAAGCUGAUGAAGCUGCACCUGUGGGGAACUAUGAGCAGAGGAAGGAGGAGGAGCACAGUCUCCUGGAGAAGCUAGCCUGCCAGCUGCAGGAGCUUGCUGUGGGCAUCAGCAAGAAAGACACUCUCAAAGUUGAGGCACACAGUGACAAGGAGGAAGAUGACACAACUGAAGAAGAUGAAGAAGAAGAAACUGAAGAAACUGGUGGAGAGGAGGAAGAGUCAGAAGGGGAUGAGGAAGGAAAGCAGGAACAAGCCUCCCCCGAAGAAGCAGAAACUGUCACGUACAUUGCUCUUGGGGACUUCGCUGCUCAGCAGGCUGGGGACCUGACGUUUAAGAAAGGUGACAUUCUCCGUAUAGUUGAAAAGAAGCCUGAUGGUUGGUGGCUGGCUAAGGACGCUGAAGGAGUUGAGGGUCUCAUUCCCAGGACCUACUUGGAGCCCUAUAAUAAAGAAGACAAACUGGAAUCAAGCGAAGACAGCGAGGAGGGCGGUGAGGAGGAUGGUGAGGAGGAUGUGGAGGUGGUGGAUGAAACUGCAGAUGGAGCCCAGGUGAAGCAGAGAACGGAUUCCCAUUGGAGUGCUGUCCGAAAAGCUAUCUCAGAGCAGAUAAACACUGUUGACGUGUUAGCCACAAUGGGAGCCAUUCCUGCAGGGUUCCGGCCUUCCACACUCUCCCAGCUGCUGGAUGAAGCAGGGAACCAGUUUCGAGCAAGCUACUUCUUGCAGCCAGAGCUCACAACAUCACAGCUGGCCUUCAGAGAUCUAAUGUGGGAUGCUAAGGCAGGCACGAUCAUGUCAAGACCAAGCCGUGUUUCAUUGAUUCUGACCCUGUGGAGCUGUAAAAUGAUUCCUCUCCCAGGAACAAGCAUACAGGUCCUCAGCAGACACAUCCGCCUCUGCCUGUCUGAUGGCAGCAAGGUCCUGAGUAAUAUCCACACAGUCCGAGCCGUGUGGCAGCCUAAAAAGCCAAAAACAUGGACCUUCUCUCCUCAGGUCACUGGCAUCUUGCCAUGCUUGCUCGAUGGUGACUGUUUUAUCAGGUCCAAUUCUUCAACUCCAGACCUUGGGAUAUUAUUUGAACUUGGAAUUUCUUACAUUCGAAAUUCGACUGGUGAGAGAGGAGAGUUGAGCUGUGGCUGGGUGUUUCUUAAGCUUUUCGAUGCCAGUGGAGUUCCUAUUCCAGCAAAAACAUACGAACUCUUCUUGAAUGGAGGCACUCCUUACGAAAAAGGUGUUGAAGUGGACCCUUCCGUGUCCAGAAGAGCACAGGGCAGUGUUUUCCGUCAGAUGAUAAGCGUGCGGAGGCAGCCUCAACUUCUGGUGAAACUUCGGUCUCUGAACAGGAGGUCAAGGGCUAUGCUCAGUCUGCUGCCAGAAACCCUGGUGGGGAGUAUGUGCUCUGCUCACUUACUGAUAUUUUAUCGACAAAUUCUUGGAGAUGUGCUCCUGAGAGACAGGACAAGCCUGCAGAGUGCCGAUUUAAUCAGUCAUCCCGUGCUGGCCACCUUCCCUCUGCUCCUGGAGCAGCCUGACGUGAUGGAUGCUCUCAGGAGUUCCUGGGCUGAGAAAGAAAGCACGCUAAAGCGAGCGGAAAAGGACCAGGGAGUGACCUCAGGCAGGUUUUGUAAGGCACAUUGUCUCUCCCACAGAGAGCUACUGUCAUCAAGAAAAAAACAGCAUAGAUGGCAGAGAGACAAAGAGCUCCUAAAGGCUGAGUUCCUCCUGGUCUACCAUGACUGUGUGCUGCCUCUUCUGCAUUCUACACUGCUGCCCCCCUUUAGGUGGGCCGAGGAAGAGACAGAGGCUGCCAGAUGGAAAGCCAUCGCUGACUUCCUCAAGCAGAGCCGAGAGAACGAGGGUUCCCUGAAGGCUCUGCUGUCGCCAGAUGGAGUUCACAAACCAUUUGACCUUUCGGAGCAGACCUAUGACUUCUUGGGUGAAAUAAGAAAGAACUCAGGCUGAUAGUGGCCAUGGCUCUGAUUCCCAUUGGACCCAGGAGUUCUCUAGGAUGACCUGCCUCAAACAACUGUACCAAGAGAAGCAGACUGGUUAGAACAUAGUCAUAUGCUUUUAUGUGCGAAUAAUAUUUUCAAAGAACUAUCUAAUAAUUUGAUUGUGUGUAAAACAAUUAAAAUAAAUUUUAUAAGGAA
Messenger RNA from Mastomys coucha (southern multimammate mouse), 2414 nucleotides. RefSeq names its product nephrocystin 1 (gene Nphp1). Bases 64 to 2226 code for a protein of 720 amino acids. The transcript has 21 exons. Gene Ontology annotation, cellular component: cytoplasm; cilium. The record is from RefSeq and is a predicted model, not a curated record. Gene Ontology annotation, biological process: protein localization involved in establishment of planar polarity. Gene Ontology annotation, molecular function: protein binding. Lineage: Eukaryota; Metazoa; Chordata; Mammalia; Rodentia; Muridae.